AUGGCCUCGCUCACCCUGUCCCAGAGGCUGGAUGCUGCCUUCGGUUCUCCCUUUUCGGUCGACUUUGGGGAGCUGCAUGGCCUGCUGGAGGCCAUACUCCAGCACCUGGGGUUGCAGGACCUGCCUCUCCGGGCGGUGGGGCGCAGCCCGACACCCCUCCUGGGGAGCACCCACAGCCUGCAGUGCCCCAGCAAAGAAGGGGAAGAGGGUGGAGGCCCCGGCACAGAGCUGGAGCCACUCGUCAGUGUGAAGGACGCACUGGCGGGGACAGCGAGCAGUCUCCAGGUCACCUCUGUGGGGCAGCUGGAGAAAGACGCAAGCGAGAGCAGCGUCUCCAAGGCUCUCCUUGAGAUCGACGCAAUGAAGGCAGCGCAGGAACGCAUGGAAGCGGAAAUCCAGCAGCUGCAGAAGGCACUUGGCUUGCAGGGCAGUGGGGGCCCCUCAGGCCCUGUCAAGAGCCCCAGGGCAGAAGAGGACACCCAGCGCGGGACCAGAUCAGCGCCUGGCACCCAGACCGGCAACCUGGGGACCCAGCCAGGGUCCCCUGUCACCCAGACCCCCACCCUGGGGGCAGAGCUAGGGUCCCCCAACACCCAGACCCUGACUCUAGGGGCACAGCCAGGAUCCCCUGGCACACAGGCCCCCACUCUGGGGACACAGCCAGGGUCCCCUAGCACUUCGACCCGCACCCCGGGGGCAGAGCCAGGCUCCCCUGGCACCCAAUCCCCCACGCUGGGGAAACAGCCAGGAUCCCCUGGCACACAGGCCCCCACCCUGGGGACACAGCCAGGGUCCCCUGGCACCUCGACCCUGACCCCGGGGGCAGAGCCAGGCUCCCCUGGCACCCAAUCCCCCACGCUGGGGAAACAGCCGGGGUCCCCUGGCACUUCAACCCCCACCCAGGGGGUUAAGCCUGGAACCCAUGGCACCCAGACCCCCACCCUGGGGGCAGAGCCAGGGUUCCCUGGCACCCAAUCCCCCACUCUGGGGAAACAGCCAGGGUCCGCUGGCACCUCAACCCCCACCCUGGGGGCAGAGCCAGGGUUCACUGGCACCCAAUCCCCCACUCUGGGGAAACAGCCUGGGUCCGCUGGCACCCAGAUCCCUACCCAGGGAGCAGAGCCAGGGUCCCCCACCACCCAAUCCGCCACCCUGGAGGCAGAGUCAGGGUCCUCUUGCAGCCAGACCUCCAUCGCAGGGACACAGGCACAGGUGUUUCAGGAGAUCGGGCAGCUCGGCAUUCUCUAUGCCAACCUGAAGGAGCAGGUGGCCCAGCUGGCAGCCAGCAAGGCGGAGCGCUCCGAGCUUGAAAAGCUCCACCAGCUCUUCGCGGAGGGAGGUCAGAAGAAUAUCACCAGUGCCCUGUCCGACCUCCAGAGCCAGCUGUCCUCUCUGCAGAGCCCAGCCAGCGACCUGCAGGGUGAGACAGGCAAGAUCAUGCAGCUGGAGGACGCCCCUGGAAAGCUGCAGGUGCCUGGAGCUGAAGGGAAAGAGGACAUCAGGUUGCUGCUGCAGGAAUUAAAGCAGGAGCUGGGAGAGCAGCAGCAGAAGAGCCAGGCCACGCUGGAGCAGCUGGUGGACAAGAGUGCCGAUCAGCUGCAGGCACAGCUGGAUGAGUUGAGGGUGGUGGUGGAGAGCCUGAGGCAGGCAGAGGGGCACGCAGCGCACCCCAUCUGCAGCAAGGACACCGGCACGCAGGUGGAGCAGCUCCUGCAGCACUAUGAGAAGCUGCAGGAGCAGGUGGAAUCCGUCAUGUGCCAGCAGGCAGCGGGCAAGGUGGCGAGGCAGCGGCAUGAGAAGAGCCAGCAGGAGGAGAAGCUCCUGAAGCACAUGCAGGCCAGCAUUGCGCAGCUGCAAGCACAACAUGAGUGGCUGGGCUCUGCUGUGAGAGACCUCCUGGAUGGCUCUGAGAAGAAGCAGAGAGAUAUAGAGGCUCUGUUCCUGUUCCUGGAGAGGCUGGAGGAGAAGAAAGGAGAGAAGGAAGUCCUGGAAGUCGAUUCGAAAGCAACCAAAUCCACCGCGGGCAGCCAAGUCAGCCGAAGCCAGUUUGAGGCCAGCAUGGAGCGGCUGAUGGAGAUAAUAGAGAAGAUCCAGAGCCAGGGGAUGGCCCAGGAGCAGGGCUUGCAGCAGCUGCAGCAGCAGCUCAGGGAGGUGAUGGACUCCAAGCUGGAUCGCCCGGAGCUGGCGCCUGUCCAGAGCCAACUGGAGCACUGUAAGAACACCCUGAAGCAGCUCAAGGACAUCGUGCCACAGACAGGGACAGCCGAUGGAGCAGCUGGGAUGAAGUACCCGCAGGCCCAUUGCCACUGCCUGUCCUGUGACCAACCCCUCGCUGUGACGGCACCCGGACCGAAAAAGGUGACCCUCCCAUUGCUGCCGCCGUUGCCCACCCGCCUCACUGCAAGCUCCACCACCAAUCCCCAAACCAAGGAGACGCAGCAGCACAGCAACAGGGAGCCAUCAGCUGAGUGCAGGUUCCUCAGCGAGGCACGGAGCAGCGGAGGCCUGCACGUUACCACCUACCCACUGCCGCAAUACCCGUUCCUCCAGCCCAAGCCACCCAGCACCCCGCCGCCGAGCCAGCAGGAGGUGACAGCAAGAGUGGGCAAGGACGGCUGUGUCUCCCGAGGCUGGUGGAAGAGACGGUAGCCUGCUCUGGCGGGCAAGGAAGGUUCUGCCGCCUCAACAGAGGAUGAGCCAGCACCUUCUCACAGACACCUCUCCUGGACACCAGAGAACCUCCGGCCGUAACCCAGCACCCAACAGCUGGGCAGCACGGGCAGCAACAGAUGCUGGGAGAAAAGCGACUUUCUGAUUUUAGUCGG
This is a messenger RNA of Cuculus canorus (common cuckoo), 2825 nucleotides long. Its product is annotated as glutamine-rich protein 2-like. The transcript has 16 exons. The record is from RefSeq and is a predicted model, not a curated record. NCBI's taxonomy places the organism in Eukaryota, Metazoa, Chordata, Aves, Cuculiformes, Cuculidae. Bases 1 to 2649 code for a protein of 882 amino acids.